GAGUCAGCCAUCAACUGACCUAGCUAGUCAACAUGUCCAGUGCCUACAAACUUAUGGGAAGUCUAGGGGCCGAAGUCUCCCUUGCAACUGGUGUUGCAACAGCAUUGGAUGAUGAAACAUUUCAUGAUGUGACAUUGGUAGCCAGUGAUGGCGUCGAGGUGCCUGCAAAUCGAGUGUUACUCGCAGUCCGAAGCAAGGUGUUCAAGGCUAUGUUGAUGGGAGGCUUCUCUGAGGCUACAAGUCCAUCUAUUCAGGUAAAUUUUCCUGGAGCAGUUGUCAACACAGUUGUUGAGUAUAUCUACACCAGCAAAGCCAAGCUUCUUACAGAACUCAACCCAGACAAUGUGGAGAAAAAUGGUGACAUCUCAGAGCCCGGUCAGGAGGAAUUCCAGAUGCUUGUCUCCUUGACAGCAGCUGCAGCCUACUACAACCUUCCAACACUAUGUGACAAAGUCAAUAGCAUCAUGGAUACGUUCGUCCAAAAGUUCCCAUCCUUGUCUUUUGCUGUGCUGGAGGCAUGUGCUCAGGAACACCCUGCUAUAUCUGACAAUCUGCUUGAGAUGGCCUUGUCCAACAUCCGACAGAACAAGUAUGAGACAUUGAAUGAAGGACUUCUGUGUGCAUUGAGUUCCUCUGUCCUGGCAGUCAUCCUCGGUGAUGAAAAGUCCGUGGCACCAGAGAACAAGCGCUUUGCAAUGGUUCAAAUUUGGUCAAAGGGUGCUUCUGGUGGUAAAGAGAAUAGGCAAGACCUUGCCAAAGAAUUGGUGAAAGACCACCUGAAACUACAUUGGAUUUGUCCUUGUGUAUUGGCCAACUCGGUUGCUGCAUCUGGGCUUGUAGACAUUGAGCACCUGGCAGAAGCCUACAAGCAGCAAGCAAUGAUGGCAAAGCACCAGUAUGGGGAGCAUUUUGAGCAAGCUAUGAAAGGAAAACAGAAGUAUGGGGAGAAUUUUGAGCCGCUGCGUUUUGAUAAUUCAGUCUGGAGUGGAAGUAACUCAAUUACUUUCUGGGGGGCUGCUCGUUGGCAAAGUGGCAAACUGACAUGUCCUCCUCUUGCCAAUGGGUUCACAUACAAGUGGACCAUUGAUACAACUGGUGUCAGUGCUGCCGACCAUAUCAUGAUUGGUGUAGCCAAAUGUUCUGCAACACUUAACAACAACACUUUUUGUGGGCGUCAGAGUUCAUGCUGGAUGGUGUAUGGACGUGAUGGAGUUGCCUGGUACUCUGGAGGGGAGAAAGAGUACAUUGGAAAUGGUGCAAUAUUUGGAAAUGGGUCCCGUGUCAACAUUACACUUGAUCUUUCUCCCAAUGAGACCAACAAUGGCAGUUUCUCCAUUUCUGUGAAUGGUGCUGCUUCUGUUAUUAUCACUCGCAACAUGAAGGUCCACACCAACACUGAUGGGUAUGUUCCAAUGGUAUCAUGCGAAGGUGCAACCAGUGCAAAGAUCCUCCACAUUGAGCAGGUUCUGUGA
Molecule: messenger RNA, 1472 nt
Organism: Seminavis robusta
Lineage: Eukaryota; Bacillariophyta; Bacillariophyceae; Naviculales; Naviculaceae
Source: the annotation of a GenBank genome assembly